This is a messenger RNA of Aphis gossypii (cotton aphid), 827 nucleotides long. It is a transcript of the gene sing, whose product is annotated as protein singles bar. Gene Ontology annotation, cellular component: membrane. The record is from RefSeq and is a predicted model, not a curated record. The transcript is spliced from 4 exons. Bases 235 to 750 code for a protein of 171 amino acids. NCBI's taxonomy places the organism in Eukaryota, Metazoa, Arthropoda, Insecta, Hemiptera, Aphididae.
UAUUAGUUAUAAUAUGAAGAUUUCGAUAAUAUUCCAUAUAAUUUAUUUUAUGAUAAUAGUAAUCACAUGUUCAGAAUGUUUAAAAAUACCAUAUUAUAUUACUCAGCAGGGGGUGGUCACAAUUUAUACUCUUGGAUAUUAAACAAUGAUUUAGUCUAUUAGUCUAGUAUAUGCAGUAUACUAUACAGUAAAUUUAAGAAGUGUAAUUUAUAAUUUGGAAUAAUUAUUUCUAAAAUGUAUAGAAUAAGUAGACCUUAUAUUGGGUCAACAUCCCAGUCUUGUUUAUGUUCAUGUUUCAAUUUGCAGUACUUCACAACAUCUUAUGGAAUUUUAAAAAUUAUUCAAAUAAUAUUAGGGUCCAUUUGUCAAAGUAUAAUGUUAUUUUAUGGAACAAAGUACAUUCCAACAUUUGGAACAUCAUAUGAAUCAUUUCUUACUACUGUUGCUGGAUGUUUAAUGACAACAACUGUGAUUAGUAUAUCUUAUUUUUUAUCAAAACAUACUGAAGUACUUGUUAGGUCAUCACUUUUUGAAAUAAUUUUUGGGAUCUUUGCAUCUAUCUGUUAUUUGAGUUCUUCGUCGUUACUAACGAUUGCUGUCUAUACAUUAUUGUAUCCAAUUAUUAUGACUACACCAUUUACCUCCUUAUUUUCAGCAGUAAUAUUGGCUUAUACAUUAGGAUUUAUUCUUGGAGUUAUUUAUGCAAUUGAUGCAUAUUGGGCAUUUAAAUACUACAAAGGAUUUCCAUAAAAAAUAUACUAAGUUUGUUUAUAAGUUUAUAACUAAAUAAUAUUAAUAAUAAUCAUAAUAAAAAAAAAAAAUGUAUU